Molecule: messenger RNA, 704 nt
Organism: Blastomyces dermatitidis ER-3
Lineage: Eukaryota; Fungi; Ascomycota; Eurotiomycetes; Onygenales; Ajellomycetaceae
Exons: 1
Coding region: 405-704 (99 amino acids)
Source: RefSeq, a predicted model, not a curated record
AGCGAGGACUUUUAUGGUAUCUGUGAAGACGCUUUCCUUGUCUACCUCGAUGAGGUUGCCCGCUCAUCCGUUCCUAAUGAUGACCACUCGAUAUUCUCCAGGUUAACGAAAUAAUACGAAGAUCACUUUAGGAAGAUAUGCGCAAGCUAAAUAUUCUGGAUCCGGACAUAUUGACGAGAGUCACAGAAGAUGGACCUGAGAUUUUGUUGGUUUUGUGGAGCAAUUCGUUUAGAAGCAAUUCGGCUGCCCAACGCCAGAUGGCUCUGUCUACGUUGACAUUAAGUCCUUCGAGCAGGCUGGAAAUCACUAUGCUAGAUUAGAGCCAUGGAGCCGGAACGACAAAAGCCUUCAGAAAGAAGGUGAGGGAUCCUUGUCCCAACGCGCUGUAGCAAAACACUCAAAGAAUGACUUUGCCCUCUGGAAAUCAUCCCAGCCCGGAGGGCCAAGCUGGCCCAGCGAGGCACUAUGCCGAUGUUCUAGCAACCUUCCGAAAUAGUGUGGUAGCUGUAAACCUGGACGAUCCUCAAAGUAUCACGAAAGAAGUUCUGGUGCUCUGUGAUUGUGUUCGCGAUGUUGAUCUCUUUAACUGGUAUCUACUUGGAAGACUGAGAAGGCCGACCGGCUCUAGUACGUCUGGUUACUUGAGAUCUUAUCGAGGCCCGUCAGGAACAAGCUGGGCAGUAUUUGGAGAAACAGCGGAUUGA